This is a messenger RNA of Salvia miltiorrhiza (redroot sage), 1597 nucleotides long. Its product is annotated as formate dehydrogenase, mitochondrial. NCBI's taxonomy places the organism in Eukaryota, Viridiplantae, Streptophyta, Magnoliopsida, Lamiales, Lamiaceae. Gene Ontology annotation, cellular component: chloroplast; mitochondrion. Gene Ontology annotation, molecular function: formate dehydrogenase (NAD+) activity; NAD binding; oxidoreductase activity, acting on the CH-OH group of donors, NAD or NADP as acceptor. The transcript is spliced from 6 exons. Bases 270 to 1418 code for a protein of 382 amino acids. The record is from RefSeq and is a predicted model, not a curated record.
AUACCCAGCUUAUUGAUUUUUUUUGAAAUAAAAUUUAUGAAUUAUGUAUUUUGUCAAAAAAAAAAAAAAAGAAUUUAUGAAUUAUGUAUCGUCAAUGAAUAAACAGUGGUUAGGGACAAACGUCCAUUAUUGUCUACCUUUCCAACUCGCUAUAUAAAGGCAGCAUAAUCUUAGUUACUUCACACCUCUCUCCCGUUCGCCACCAUACGGUGCUCUCCAAUUGCCGUCUCUUUCCUUCUAAUCAUUUCUCUCCGAUCUUUACAGCUGAGAUGGCGAUGAAACGCGUCGGUGCUUCUGCAGUUCGUGCGCUCACCUCUUCACCUGCUUCUUCACUUGUCACCAGACACCUCCAUGCUUCUCCUGGCAGCAAGAAGAUCGUGGGCGUCUUCUACAAGGCAAACGAGUAUGCUGCGAUGAAUCCAAAUUUCCUAGGCUGUGUUGAAAAUGCAUUAGGCAUACGCGAAUGGUUGGAAUCCCAGGGUCACCAGUACAUAGUCACUCCGGACAAAGAUGGACCAGGCUGCGAGCUGGACAAGCACAUACCCGACCUGCACGUGCUGAUUUCAACUCCUUUCCACCCUGCAUAUGUAACUGCGGAGCGAAUAAAAAAGGCAAAGAACUUGCAGCUUCUGCUGACCGCUGGCAUUGGCUCGGAUCACAUUGAUCUGAAGGCCGCGGCCGAUGCUGGGCUGACAGUGGCCGAGGUCACCGGGAGCAACACUGUCUCGGUUGCUGAAGACGAACUCAUGAGGAUUCUCAUCCUCGUCCGUAACUUCCUGCCCGGGCACCAUCAGGUCAUCAGUGGCGAAUGGAACGUUGCUGCUAUUGCUCAUCGAGCCUAUGACCUCGAAGGCAAGACCGUGGGGACGGUUGGAGCCGGGCGCAUAGGCCGUCUGCUGCUGCAGAGGCUGAAGCCUUUCAACUGCAAUCUUCUCUACCACGAUCGUCUCAAGAUGGAUCCGGAGCUCGAGAGUGAGAUAGGAGCCACGUUUGAGGAGAAUCUUGAUGCAAUGCUGCCUAAGUGUGACAUUAUUGUCAUCAACACUCCUCUUACUGAGAAAACCAAAGGGAUGUUCGACAAAGAAAAGAUAGCGAAGCUGAAAAAAGGUGUUCUGAUUGUGAACAACGCUAGAGGUGCAAUCAUGGACACUCAAGCAGUUGUCGAUGCUUGCUCGAGCGGGCACAUCGCAGGCUAUAGUGGAGAUGUUUGGUACCCACAGCCAGCUCCGAAGGAUCAUCCAUGGAGGUACAUGCCAAACCAAGCCAUGACCCCUCAUAUAUCUGGGACUACAAUCGAUGCACAGCUUCGGUACGCGGCUGGGACGAAGGACAUGCUGGAGAGGUAUUUCAAGGGUGAGGAUUUUCCUGUACAUAAUUACAUCGUCAAGGACGGAGAACUGGCCAGCCAAUACCGGUAGACGCUGGACGAGGUAGCUUCGCCGCGCCCCUGCCUAAAUAAACCAACCUCUCUUCUCUUCAACCUUGUGGUGUUGUAAUGUUGAGUUGAACAUUCCAAGUUUAUUUCUAUGCUUCUACCUCAAGUUUUUCACAUCAGAAUAUCAUCAGAUCUUUAUCUUACUAUGUGUUUCGUUUUUAA